Sporothrix brasiliensis 5110 is the source of this 1383-nucleotide messenger RNA. RefSeq names its product pantetheine-phosphate adenylyltransferase family protein. Gene Ontology annotation, molecular function: dephospho-CoA kinase activity. Gene Ontology annotation, biological process: coenzyme A biosynthetic process. The record is from RefSeq and is a predicted model, not a curated record. The coding region runs from base 1 to 1383 and encodes 460 amino acids. The transcript has a single exon. NCBI's taxonomy places the organism in Eukaryota, Fungi, Ascomycota, Sordariomycetes, Ophiostomatales, Ophiostomataceae.
AUGGCGCACAGCAACCUUCCGUCGCUGCUGCUACUGCCGUCGCCACCCGAGCCGGCCAGCCAGGCUGCUCUGGGCGCCGCGUAUCGGCCGCCGCUCGAGAUGGCCCUGGCCAAGACCAAGAGCGCCGCCCGGGCGACCACGCUCAUCGUCGCCGUCGCCUUUCCGUUCGUGGGCGGGCCCUCGCAAGACAGCAAGCGGUUCGCCUGGCCGGAUGCCCAGUCGCUUCUGGCCGGCCUGUACACAAUCGUGGCCGUGCUGUGCGAGAAGCUGCGCAUUGGAACCGACGUCGACGGCGGGCCUGGCUCGGUGGACACGCGCGUGGUGCUGCUGGACCACGACCGCGAGCGGCGGUUCCCCGAGUACAUGCCCAUCAUUGAGCCGAACAACACGGUGCUCGUGGACCUGCCCUCGUUCGCCUCGGCGUAUCACCCCUGGAACAAGAUUUUCUACCCGCAAAGCGAGGCCGGCCUGCACUUGAGCAACCAGUACCUCAAGUUUGCGCAGCUGGUGCACAAGACGACCGACGACCAGGUUGUUCCGGUGGACGGCGGCCUGACGCUGCGUGUUGGCGCCACCACGGCGAGGACGGGGACGUCGUCCGGCCUCACGUCGGGCACCAUCACACCGUCGCACAUUAUCCACAUCCCCACGCCCCUGCACAAGACGGUGUGCCUCGGCGGGACGUUUGACUACCUGCACCCGGGGCACAAGCUGCUCUUGACGGCCGGCGCGCUGCUGCUGGACGUUCCGCUGCCCAUGUCGAGCGGACCGUGCGAGUACAUCAUCGGCGUCACGGGCGACGAGCUGCUCAAGAACAAAAAGUUCGCCGAGUACGUGCAGCCGUGGGACGAGCGCGCGCGCAACGUCAUCAACUUCUUGGCGACCGUCUUGAACCUGUCACGCGACGGCUGGGAGGAGAAGAUUGGGCCCGAGAUCGACGAAAAGGACGGCACCUUCACGGCCACCUUCCGCAACGAGUCCAUUGUCGUGCAGUGUGUGCGCAUCCACGACGCGUUUGGGCCGACGGUGGAACGGCAGGACAUUACGAGCCUCGUGGUGUCGGGCGAGACGCGGUCGGGCGGCCGGGCCGUCAACGAGAAGCGCGCAGCGCGGGGCUGGCUACCGCUGGAGACGUUUGUGGUGGACGUGCUGAGUGCGGACGAGGCCGUGGCCGAGAUGGCCGCUGCGGCCGACGAGUCGGCGUCCGGAAGGGAAGCAACCGCUGCCGCCGAGAACUUUGACUCCAAGAUCAGCAGUACCGCUAUACGGCAGCAGAGAGCCGAGGCCGCCGCCGCCGCCGCCGUGAUCGCAACAACCACAGCGGCUGCAGUGGUGGCUACGGCAGAGACUACGGCGCAGACAGCAGCAUCACAGACCGCAUGA